Molecule: messenger RNA, 1281 nt
Organism: Acanthamoeba castellanii str. Neff
Lineage: Eukaryota; Discosea; Longamoebia; Acanthamoebidae
Product: oxidoreductase family, NADbinding Rossmann fold domain containing protein
Exons: 11
Coding region: 1-1281 (426 amino acids)
Molecular function (GO): nucleotide binding
Source: RefSeq, a predicted model, not a curated record
AUGGGACUUUCGGAAAGCAAGGCAGCGAGUGCCAGAGGGGCCACGCCUCCGAAUGAGAACCAGCAGAAGGUGGAAGUGGAGGUUCCCAGGGAGAGGGAGUACGUGCACAAGGAACCAGUGGGCGUAGUGGUGAUCGGCCUCGGCCAGCGGAUGUGCACCCUCCUUCGAUUCCUGCUCCUGAAGCACGGACGCCUCGUGCAAAUCCGUGCCUUCUGCGACGAUUCGCCCCAAGCCAUCCAGCAAGGCCUCGAACACCUCAAGCUGGUCACGGACGUGGACUACAGCGAGACGGUGCCGACCUUCACCUCGCACGAAGAACUCUUCGCCGCAGGGCUCGACUUCACGUGGGUGCUCAUCGGCUCUAAGAACUAUCUGCACAAGGUCCACUGCGUCGCGGCAUUCGAGCAGGGCAAGCACGUCUUCUGCGAGAAGCCCCUCGCCACCACGCUCGAGGACUGCGUUGCGAUCAGAGAGGCCUCGCAAGCGAGCGGCAAGCUGUUCAGCACGGGGUUUGUGCUGCGACACGCCUCGUUCUACCAAAAGAUCAAGGAGAUUCUCGACAGCGGCAAGCUCGGGCGCAUCGUCUCCGUCGAGGCCAACGAAACGCUCAUGCCAGCCCAUGGUGGAUACAUCAUGAGGAAUUGGAGGCGUCACAGGGAUCAAACGGGUCCACACAUCCUCGAGAAGUGUUGCCACGACAUCGACAUCUUGAACUGGCUCCUCGAGUCGUUGCCCUCCCGUGUCGCGUCAUUCGCCGGCUUGGAUAUCUUCGUCCCCGAAAACAAGCCCCCUCCGGAAGUGAGCCGCGCGUAUCGGACGUGGCCGGCCUGGGAGGAGGUGGACCCCUUUGACAGUGAUAAGGACACCGAGGACAACCAGGUGGUGAUCAUGGAGUACCGCAACAAGGUCCGGGUGACCUUCCACACCAACUGCAAUUCGGCCCUGCCCGAGCGUUCGCUCCGCAUCUUUGGCGUCAAGGGCGCCCUCAUCGGCGACCUGUUCACGGGCAAGAUCAAGCUGUGCCUCGUGGAGAACGACAUCGUGCAGGCCAUUCGCUGCCGCACCGGCGACCUCCAUGGCGGGGCCGAUGAGAUCAUCGUCGAUGACCUGGUGCAGAGCAUCGACGAAGAGACUCCGCCCAAGGCCAGCGGCGAGGAAGGGUUCCGCAGUGCCGUGGUGUGCCUGGUCAUCGACCAAGCCCGCGCGUCGGGUCAAGUGGAGAGCCUGGAGCAGGUCUGGCCCCGCUUCGGCAUCGAUGACGACCACCACAACGAAGCCUAG